CCCUCCUGAGCCUCCCAAAGUGCUAGGAUUACAGGCGUGAGCCACCGCUCCCGGCCUCAUCUCACAUCUUUCUACUUCUGCAGCACACGACACGCCCUAGUUGGAAACAAAGUAGGAGUUUGUGGACUGGGGGGAGGGCGGGGUCUAACCUCAGGUCAGGCGCGUUGCAAGGUACAUCUUGGCACCCGGAAGAGACCCAGCACAGUUGCCCCCGACGUGACCCGACCUCCCCUACCAGUUGAGGAGCCCUUGUUGCCAGGCUAGACGCGAGCGGCGGGGAUGCGCUCAUUGGUCAAGGAAGGAGCGCCUGUUACUAGAGGCGAGAACCAGAGCCCAUUGGUCAGAACACCUCACAAUGGACCCCAGCGGCACGCAGAGUCCUUAUGAUUGGUUUGCUGGCUGCCUCGGGAGACCCUGUUGCCUUGAGCCUAGGCUACUUGGCGCUCCCGACCCGACCCCUGUUCCCCAUUGGCUGUCCUGGCAAAAGCCGCCAUCUAAUGAGGAGCGAGGUGCGGGACUCCGGAGCGCGCGCUUCCCGCGGUGCCAUCUAGUCCUACGGGAGGCAUCCCGGGCCCACACCGCGGCCGCCCAAGCCAGUGAAAGUCCCAGGGGCCUGACAUCGCUCCCAGCGCUCGAGGACCGAGGCCUGCUGUGGAGGACACCGUGCUCCCUCGGGACCUGUUUUGGAUUCCGGCCCGGGCGUCCCCUUGGAGCUCUGCAUCUCCAACCUGGAACCCAACCCAGAAGGCUCAAGUUCCACGCAUCACGUGGCGAGCGGAUCCACUGAGGGUCCACAGAGAGGGGCGCCCAUCUCCUGCAUCUCAGUUAGCCCGGUAAUCGUGUAUACACCAAUUGUUCAUUGCCUCAUUAACUUGGUUUUCUGGGUGCACCCACCUUGCCACUAGAGAAGUCCAAAUCCUGACUUCUCUCCAAGGUGUUGGGAAUUCUGUGCCCUAAAGAAUUCCGACUCAGAUCCAAACGGCGAUCUGGUGGAAUUGAGGGUGAAAGGCCAGAGGGACGAUGUUCUACUAUCCCAACGUACUUCAGCGCCACACCGGCUGCUUUGCCACCAUCUGGCUGGCGGCGACGCGCGGCAGCCGGUUGGUGAAGCGCGAAUACCUGAGGGUGAAUGUGGUGAAGACCUGCGAGGAAAUCCUCAAUUAUGUGCUGGUACGAGUGCAACCCCCGCAGCCCGGCCUGCCGCGGCCCCGCUUCUCCCUCUAUCUCUCAGCCCAACUUCAGAUCGGUGUGAUCCGCGUCUAUUCUCAACAAUGCCAGUAUCUCGUGGGUAAGGCUGGGAACCCUCAGAGGUGGGGCGGGCUGAGCAGCUGUCUGCUAAGCUGGCUGUCUACCUCGCCCUCCCUGCCCACAGAGGACAUCCAGCACAUCUUGGAGCGCCUCCACCGUGCCCAGCUGCAGAUCCGAAUAGAUAUGGAGCCUGAGCUACCCAGCCUACUGCUUCCUAACCACCUGGCCAUGAUGGAAACCCUAGAAGAUGCUCCAGAUCCCUUUUUUGGGAUGAUGUCUGUGGAUCCCAGACUUCCUAGUCCUUUCGAUAUCCCUCAGAUUCGACACCUCUUAGAGGCUGCAAUUCCAGAGAGAGUUGAAGAGAUCCCUCCUGAAGUCCCUACAGAGCCCAGGAAGCCAGACAGGAUUCCGGUCACUGUGCUGCCCCCUGAGGCCAUCACGCUCCGGGAGGCAGAGCCCAUACGGAUGCUGCGGAUUGAGGGUGAAGAGGAGCUCCCAGAGGUCAGCCGCCGAGACCUGGACCUGCUGAUCGCAGAGGAAGACGAAGCUAUCUUGUUAGAAAAGCUAAGGGAGGAGCUCCGGGUCCCAGAGGGUGAAAUCGUAGUCCCCCGGCUCUCACCUCCAGCUCCUGCAGAGGUGGAAGGAAUAGCAGAGGCACUUCCAGUCCUGGUCCCUGAGGAGCUGAGGCCGACAGGCUGGGAGCCUGGGGCCCUACUCAUGGAGGUGACCCCCCCAGAGGAACUGCGUCUGCCAGCCCCACCCAGCCCAGAGCGGAGGCGGCCCCCAGUCUUCCCACCUCCUCGCCGCCGUCGUCGCCAGUUACUGUUCUGGGACAAGGAGACUCAGAUCUCCCGGGAGAAAUUCCGGGAACAACUGCAAACCAGAGCCCACUGCUGGGAAUGUCCCAAGGUGCAGCCUCCUGAGAGGACCAUCACAGGCCCUGCAGAGUUGUUCAGAACCCCAACUCUCUUUGGCUGGCUACCCCUUGAACUAAUGGGUCUCUGGACCCGCUGUGCCCAGCCACCCCCAAGAGCACUCAGGCGAGAGCUGCCCGAGGAGGCCGAAGAGGAGGCUGCUGAGGAGGAAAGGAGAAAGGCUGAAGUUCCGAGUGAGAUCGAGGUCCUGAGGGAGGCCCAGGAGCCCAGUGUUCCCCUUAUGGUGUCUUCAGAGCUCUCCCUAGAGGCAGCUGAAGAGGAGAAGACCCGCAUCAGCCUCAUCCCACCAGAAGAACGGUGGGCCUGGGCUGAGGUGGAACAGCCAGAACUUCCUGCAUUGCCCGUGGUGCCUGAACUCCCUGAGGUGCCCAUGGAAAUGCCUUUGGUGCUGCCCCCAGAGCUCGAGCUGCUCUCACUGGAAGCUGUGCACAGGGCAGUGGCACUGGAGCUGCAGGCCAACAGGGAACCUGACUUCAGCAGCCUGGUGUCACCCCUCAGCCCCCGCAGGAUGGCCGCUCGGGUCUUCUACAUGCUCCUGGGUGAGUGUAUGCAUGUGUGUGUGUGUAUGUGGUGCAGGGACACACAGACCAGAGGCCCAUACAGGGACUCCCCCAACCUGCCCUCUCCUCCCCUCUUGACCAGUGCUCUCAGCGCAACAGAUUCUUCGCGUGGAACAAGAAAAGCCAUAUGGUCGCCUCCUGAUCCAGCCGGGGCCCAGAUUCCACCGAGGUUAGAGUCCAUUUACAAAGCUGCCAGGAAACCGGCCACUUCUAGUAAACCACGUUGUGGCUCACUGGGUCCUGCUUACUUCAUUUCUGAAUGUGCAUUUCCAGCCUUCUUGCUCUCAGAGCUAUUGUUCAAGCAGAAAACAAGCUGCUUUUAUUACAGUAUGAUGUCAUGA
Molecule: messenger RNA, 3084 nt
Organism: Chlorocebus sabaeus (green monkey)
Lineage: Eukaryota; Metazoa; Chordata; Mammalia; Primates; Cercopithecidae
Source: RefSeq, a predicted model, not a curated record